UUAGAAAUGGUUACAUCUUCAACACCCAGACGUGGGUUCCACAUACCGACCACAUUAAAUCACGAAUCCCUUAUGGCUCAAAACUCGCCAAUAUCGAUGAGAUAUUCAGUAUCAUGUGGUGGUGGGAAGGGAAUUGGAACUACUGGAACAUAUAGCGGAGCUGGGGGACAAGUUAGCGAUAGUCACCCAUCAGUUCUCGAUUUGAACAGCGAAAACCGAGUAAUGGACCGAAAAACGGUUCACUGGAAUAUGCUUCUCCUCCUCUUCAUGUCAGUUUGCUCGGCAUUAUUCACCGUUGUUGCUCUACAAUUCCACUUUUCAAAUGCCGAACGAUUUCUUCGCACCGCAAAAUCACCGGCAUCGGCAUAUCGAGGAGUAAUCGAUGUCAUUCGGGAUGUCAUCGCCUCAUUCGACGUGGCAAUCGUGAUUCUGUCGAUUCUGGCAUUCUUUGUGUCUGCUCUUCAAUUACUAUUCCUGAUGAAGAUAGUAAAACAGACACAACAACCGGAUGAUAUUGAUGUGGCACUUCGAUACAUCAAAUCAACCAGCUUUUUAAGAAUUGUGGCAUUCUCGUUUUGGUUCGCAUCAAUAAUAGUCUUCGUGAUCGUGCUAAUGCUCACAGUCUCAAUUGACCCAUCGCGAAGUUUGGCCUCAAAAUGUGUAUCGAUUACUUUAGGAUCUUCCGCCGUCUUUCUUGCCACUUGCUUCGCCGUGAAAACCCUCUAUUUCUGGGCAAAUCAUUCUUGUGGGCACGUCUACCGCGAGGAUUGUUACAAUUACCUAAGCACACUGGUCUGAAUGUAUUAUUUUUAUAGCUUGUUAUUCUACCCACUUCUAUAUUGAGCUUUUUCAUCACGCAAAGUUUCUCAAAAUUGACACCAAUGAUCUGAUUUAUUUCAUACACAUAAGACUAAUAAUGAAUUCUUAUUG
Molecule: messenger RNA, 930 nt
Organism: Caenorhabditis elegans
Lineage: Eukaryota; Metazoa; Nematoda; Chromadorea; Rhabditida; Rhabditidae
Gene: C48B6.9
Exons: 5
Coding region: 7-798 (263 amino acids)
Source: RefSeq, marked reviewed